Molecule: messenger RNA, 3353 nt
Organism: Pteropus alecto (black flying fox)
Lineage: Eukaryota; Metazoa; Chordata; Mammalia; Chiroptera; Pteropodidae
Gene: TXNDC16
Product: thioredoxin domain containing 16
Exons: 22
Coding region: 504-3200 (898 amino acids)
Source: RefSeq, a predicted model, not a curated record
UCUUCAGGCCAAGGGCUGUGAUUUGUGCCUGCAAGGAUGGAUUCAGAUCCGACGGCUCUCCCCCAGCAAGGGCCGCACCGCUGAGUUCUGGAAUUUGGCUUAGAAAGGGUCUCACUUGGAUUUUUCUGAGGGGCAUUUUACUUUCUUCUUUCCUGUCGUGAGCGGCGGGAAAAACGUGCGCCCUUUGAAGGGAGAAGGGAUGGAAUGAUCAAUGAUGAACCGAAGCUCUAAGUAAGACUCUUCUCUUCCCCGGGAACGGUCCUUUAAGGAAGAAUGGCAUUAGGUUGAGAUGGAUGUCCAAGCGAUCUGUUUGGAAGCAGUAAGUACUGUUUUCUAUUCCAUAUUCAAAUAACUGGAGAAAAAAGACACCAGGUAAUAUAGAUUAUCAGUAGAAAAGCUUCCUGAAAGAAGAAAUUGUUUAAGAUAAAUUUGGAAGUAGCAAAACAGAAGAGAAUUGACGGCAGAUACAGAGGAGAGUGCAGAAGUAACCACAGCAUGAAAAGAUGAGAGGAGGUUAUCUAGAACAGGGGUCCCAAACCCCCAGGCCACAGACCACUACUAGUUUGUGGCUUUUUAGAACCAGGCUGCACAGCAAGAGAUUUUACUUCAUUCAGUUUUUCAACAAAUUCAUUCUGCAAAAUUUUGUCGAGCACCUAGUCUUGGCCAGGUAUUGUCCUAGGCAACAGAACACAGCAGUGAACAAAACAGAAUCUCCUGCCUGUAUACAACUACAGCUGAUGAUGUCUUCCAGUUUCAGUGUAUUUACAGUUGGCAUCUCUUUUGUCAUGACGUGCAUUUUUUACAAGUCGACAGUAGACUCUCUACCAGAACUGAGUCCUCAGAAAUAUUUAAGUACAUUGCAACAAGGAAAAGCCUCCUUAGCUUAUUUUUGUCAAGCCAAUUCUCCAAGUACCUCUAUAUUUCUUGAAGAACUGAAUAAGGCUGUUAAACCUCUCCAGGACUAUGGAAUUACAGUUGCAAAGGUUAAUUGUGCUAAAGAAGAAACAUCAAGAUACUGUGGAAAAGAAAAGGAUUUGAUGAAAGCCUAUUUAUUCAGGGGCAACAUAUUACUCAGAGAAUUCCCUACUGACACCUUGUUUGAUGUGAAUGCCAUUAUCGCUCACGUUCUCUUUGCUCUUCUUUUCAAUGAAGUAAAAUAUAUUACCACUCUGGAAGACCUUCAGAAUAUAGAAAAUGCUCUGAAAGGAAAAGCAAACAUUGCAUUUUCAUAUGUAAGAGCUAUUGGAACACCAGAGCACAGGGCUAUCAUGGAAGCUGCUUUCGUGUAUGGGACCACAUACCAAUUUGUCUUAACCACAGAAAUUGCCCUUUUGAGAAGUAUCGGCAGGGAGGAUAUAGAAUAUGCACAUCUCUACUUUUUUCAUUGUAAACCAGUGUUGGACUUGACCCAGCAAUGUAGAAGAACACUAAUGGGACAGCCUUUGACUACAUUGAACAUUUAUCGAUUUAUUAAGUCAGUGGAAGCACCGCUGCUGACUGAAGUUGCUGAAGAUCCUCAACAGGUUUCAACUAUUCAUCUCCAACUCGGAUUACCACUGGUUUUUAUCGUUAGUCGACAUGCUACAUAUGAAGCUGAUAGAAGAACUGCAGAAUGGGUUGCUUGGCGUCUUCUUGGAAAAGCAGGAGUUCUACUCUUGUUAAGGGACUCUUUGGAUGUGGACAUUCCUCAGCAGGCUAAUGUGGUCUUCAAACGAGAAGAGGGAAUGCCAGUGGAAUUUUUGGUGUUUCAUGACAUUGAUUUAGUAAUAUCCCAUGUGGAAAAUAAUGUGUACAUUGAGGAAGUACAAGAAGAUGAAGAUGAUGACAUGGAAGGUCCAGAUAUGGGAAUUCAAGAUGAUGAAGUAGCAGAAACUGUUUACAGAGACAGGAAGAGACAGUUACCUUUGGAGCUCACAGUGGAACUAACAGAAGAGACAUUUAAUGCGACAGUAACGGCUUCUGACAGCAUAGUGCUUUUCUAUGCUGGUUGGCAAGCAGUAUCCAUGGCAUUUCUGCAGUCCUAUAUCGAUUUGGCAAUUAAAUUGAAAGGCACAUCAAUUAUGCUGCUUACUAGAAUAAACUGUGCUGAUUGGUCUGAUGUAUGUACUAAACAAAAUGUUACUGAAUUUCCGGUUGUAAAGAUGUACAAGGAAGGCAAGAACCCAGUAUCUUAUGCUGGUAUGUUAGGAACAGAAGAUCUCCUAAAAUUUAUCCAGCUGAACAGGAUAUCAUGUCCAGUGAAUAUAACAUCUGUCCGAGAAGCAGAAGAAUAUUUAAGUGGGGAAUUAUAUAAAGACCUGAUCUCUUAUGCUAGCGUGUCAAUACUGGGACUAUUUAGUCCAAACAUGACAAAAGCAAAAGAAGAUUUCACUGAAGCAGGAAAGUACCUAAAAGGAUAUGUUGUCACUGGAAUUUAUUCUGAAGAUGAUGUUUCAAUACUGUCAAAUAAAUAUACUGCAACUCUUCCAGCCCUGCUGCUAGCCAGACACAAAGAAGGCAAAGUAGAGAGCAUUCCAUUAGCUAACACCCAUGUGCAAGACAUAGUUCAAAUAAUAACAAAUUCAUUGCUGGAAACAUUUCCAGAAAUCACUGUAGAAAAUCUUCCCACUUAUUUAAGGCUUCAGAAACCAUUACUUAUUCUAUUCAGUAAUGGCAGCAUAAACCCUCAGCAUAAAAAAGCAGUAUUGACACUGGUAAAAGGGAAACACUUGGAUUUAGUUACUCCUUGCUGGCUAAAUCUGAAGAAUACUCCUGUGGGGAGAAGAAUUUUGCAGGCAUAUUUUGAUGUUCUGCCUCCCCUUCCUCUUCUUGUUGUGGUGAAUCUGCAUUCAGGUGGUCAAGUAUUUGCGUUUCCUUCAGACCAGGCUAUAACUGAACAAAACCUUUUAUUGUGGCUUAAGAAGUUAGAAGCGGGACUAGAAAGUCAUAUUGCAAUUUUACCUGCCCAGGAAUGGAAACCUCCUCUUCCUGCUUACAAUUUUCUACGUAUGAUGGAUGCUGCAGCAUCAUCUCACCAUCCCACUAGGAAAAGUCCUGAGUGUAUGAAAGAAACUGAUGUUCAGGAGAAUGAUAAAGAACAACAUGAAGAUAAAUCAGCAAUCAGAAAAGAACCGAUUGAGACAUUGAGAAUAAAGCGCUGGAAUAGAAGUAAUGUAUUUAAAGCAGAAAAAUCAUUUAAACAUGAUAAUAAAGAGUUAUGAUGGUUAAAAGUGAGCCAUUUUCAUAGGGCUGUAGAAAGCUUUCCAAAGUCUUUUUGGCUUAUUUGAUAGACUUAAGAAUUUAUUUCAUUAAAAAAUAAUACUAAAUCAUUUCAAGUUUCUAGACCAGUGCUAUUCAAUAAAAAUAUAAUGUGA